Molecule: messenger RNA, 848 nt
Organism: Tuber aestivum (summer truffle)
Lineage: Eukaryota; Fungi; Ascomycota; Pezizomycetes; Pezizales; Tuberaceae
Source: the annotation of a GenBank genome assembly
AUCAUCCCUAAUUUCAGUUCGGCGAAAACCACACACCCCCGAAAAAAAACACAAAUGGCCCUCGCAUCGAGAUGUUGUGCCAGAGUAGUGCGCCCUUCCUCCUUCAGCCUGAGACUUUCCCAACCGGUAGUUUACACUCCCGCCCGACGAUGGAAUUCCACCACCACCACCACAAAUCCUAAGAUUUCCGGGAUCGUCGACCAGAUCUCCGGCUUGACUCUCAUGGAGACGGCAGAUUUGGUCUCUCUCCUGAAGGUUCGUUCGUCGCUCCCGUAUCUUCACCUGUUCCGACACUCGCAUUAAUGCAUAAUCUUGUUAUACUAGUCCCGCUUGAAUAUCCCCGAUGUCGCUCUCCAAUCAUUUAGCGCAGGUCCGGCAAUCGCUGCGCCCGCUGCCGCUGCAGAAGAAGAGGCUGCGGCCGAACCGGUACAAGAGAAGACAAUGUUCAAUGUCAAGCUCAUGUCCUUCGGGCCCGGUGCCAAGCCGAAGAUCAUCAAGGAAGUUAAGGGUUUGCUGGGACUGUCGCUGGUGGAUUCGAAGAAGUUUGUGGAAAGCGUGCCGAAGAUGCUGAAGGAGGGUCUUGUCAAGGAGGAAGCGGAGAAGAUACAGAAGACUCUAAAGGACCUAGGUGCUGUGGCUGCUUUGGAGUAAGGAAGAUUAGGGGGUCCUUAGAGUGGGGGGAUAUACCGGUAUAAUUCCCGGCGACAUACCUUGUGGAAAUUAUUGCGUGGGGAGUAUGUAUAUUUAGAUGAAUCACGAGAUAGGAUUCACGGUCUCUGUAAAAAAUGCAUCUUUACAAACCCUUUUUCUUACACCUGUAUAAACUAUUUUACAGAGUUGCAAUGUUA